AUGGGAAAGAAGAUUGCUCACCAGAAACCUCAAUUUAUCGUCCCAUUUGGCCGGAAUGCAAACUUUGUUGGCAGAGACGAGAUGUUAACGCAACUUCUCGAAAGGAUUCCCCCGUCUGCUUAUGGCGAUACCUGUCAAAGGACAGCUAUCUUCGGUCUCGGAGGGGUUGGCAAAACACAGGUUGCGAUCGAAGCCGCCUAUCGCGUUCGCGACGUAUACCCGGACUGCUCGGUGUUCUGGGUGCCGGCCGUGGACAUGGUCAUGUUUGAGAACGCUUAUCGCGACAUCGGCCGACAGCUCAGCAUCCAAGGCAUUGAGGACGACGAAGCGGACGUCAAAGGAUUGGUCAAAGCUGCCCUAGAACGACAUGAUGUUGGCAGCUGGCUUCUUAUUAUCGAUAAUGCCGACGAUAUGAAUAUGCUGUUUACCAGCUCUAAGUUGAUAUCGCAGCUGCCCUCUAAUCGAAGAGGAUCUAUUCUGCUUACAACACGGAACCGCCAAGCUGCGGCACGAUUUACUCGCGAUAGUGUUAUGCUUCUCCCGCAAAUGGGUAUCGACGAAGCUACUCAACUCUUGCACAGCGGCUUAGAAGAAAGCCAGUUUGACCAUGAUCAAAGUACGGCACAGUUACUCGAACACCUUACAUACCUGCCUCUAGCUAUUCGGCAAGCAUCUGCUUAUAUGGCUACGAACACGAAUGUGACUAUUACUCGAUAUCUCGAAUAUUGUAGGUCUAGUGACGAUACCCUAGUAAGACUGCUUAGCAAAGACUUCGAAGACCAAGGUCGAUACGAGGAUAUUCAGAAUCCGAUAGCCACGACAUGGCUGAUCUCUUUUGAGCAUAUAUCAAGGGACAACCGACUAGCAGCAGAUUACCUUAGCUUUAUGUGUUACCUCGCAGAAAAAGAUAUUCCUAGAGCUCUUUUACCGCCUAGUGACGACAGUAUUAAUAUUGAUAGCGAUAUGGACGCCGAUGAAGCAAUAAGCAUGCUGAUGGCUUACGCGUUCAUCCAGAAGCGCGACACUGCGAAUAGGUUCGACAUCCAUCGACUGGUACGCUUAAUUAUGCGCAACUGGCUGAGGGAGCGAGGGAAGGAAGAAGAUGAGGUGACGGAGACGAUCUACUGGCUUGGAAAGAGGCUUCCUUGGCCAGAUCACCUGAACAGAGAAGUGUGGCUAGCCUAUUUUCCACAUGCGCAAGCGGCCCUUCAGGUUCAGGAUCGAUGCACAGACGAAGAAGCAUUAUGGAAUCUGUUGUCUAUUACAGGAGAAAUUCAUGAGCUUCUCGGAAAGUAUGGCGAGGCGGAGCAUAUUGAGCGAAAAAUACUGGAACUAAAGCAGAAAGUGCUAGGAAUCGAGAAUCCUAGGACACUCAAUAGUAUGAAUAACCUAGCAGUCGUGCUUGAAAGACAAGGACAGUAUGAAGAGGCAGAGCAUAUACAUCGGCAGACGCUAGAAAUACGGCAGAAGGUGCUAGGACUUGAGAAUCAUGACACACUCAUUAGUAUGAAUAACCUAGCAUUUGUGCUUGAAAGCCAGGGACAGUAUGAAGAGGCAGAGCAUAUAUAUCGGCAGACGCUAGAACUAGGGCAGAAGGUGCUAAGACUUGAGAAUCCUGACACACUUAUUAGCAUGAAUAAUCUAGCAUCUGUGCUUGAAAGCCAGGGACAGUAUGAGGAGGCAGAGCAUAUACAUCGGCAGACGCUAGAACUACGGCAGAAGGUGCUAGGACUUGAGAAUCCUAGCACACUUACUAGCAUGAAUAACCUAGCAUUUGUGCUUGAAAGCCAGGGACAGUAUGAAGAGGCAGAACGGAUACAUCGGCAGACGCUGGAACUACGGCAGAAGGUGUUAGGGCUUAAGCAUCCUGACACACUUAUUAGCAUGGGCGUCUUGGCGGACGUAUUGAGAGAACAAGGGAAAUUUGAAGAGGCAGAGCAGAUGGAUGAACAGGCAUUAGAGCUAAAAGUGGAACAGAGAGAUGUGAUCCACGCCAGUGGGAGCGAAGACCACUACGGGCCUCCCCAAGGCUAUGCAGCGUGGAAGAGACCAUCGUGCUAUCUCCAUACAUCAGUACACGAGCUGAGGGAGAAGGUACUGGGAUCGGGGCGUCCUUUGAGUUUUAGGGCAGACGACAAUCUACCUGCUAGUUUAGAAGACUGGACAGACUGUAGUUCUACGGCUUCGGUAGACUGA
This is a messenger RNA of Colletotrichum truncatum, 2196 nucleotides long. Lineage: Eukaryota; Fungi; Ascomycota; Sordariomycetes; Glomerellales; Glomerellaceae. The record is from RefSeq and is a predicted model, not a curated record.